AUGGCUCGUCUCGAAUCCCGCAACCAUAUUUCCGCCGACUCGGGGUUCCCCAUUACCCUCCAUCCGCAUUUCAACGACAAAAUCAAGAAUCAUAUUCCCCCGGAGCCACUCCGCGAGACAUUUAUUCCGCCUAAAGACCGGGCCCUUUUCGCCGAUCCAGAGAAGAAGGCAUUGUUUUCUGUCGCUAGGCGGGUUGACUUGACGGAGUCUAUUGGGACUGUUCUCGAGAAUGUUCAAUUAUUCCAGCUCAAUGAGACUCAGCUAGAUGAGUUGGCUUUGCUUGUUAAUGAACGGGGAGUUGUGUUUUUCCGGGAUCAAGAUCUUACUACUGAGAAGCAGGUUAAAUUGUUCGAACACUAUGGCAUCUUGGAUAGACAUCCAGCUCAGAAAUUCGUGAAUAUCAACGGCAGCCGCGAAGACCAUCGCGAAAUUCUCAACUACACGCCUUGGCCAAGCGGAGACUUCCACGCCGAUACAUCUUUCGAAAUCAAUCCACCAUCCUACUCGCUCCUAAGAAUGGAAGAACACCCCGAAGUCGGUGGCGACACAGCCUGGGUCUCCCAAUAUGGUCUCUAUGAUGCCUUAAGCAACGCAUAUAAACGCUUCCUCGAUGGUCUUCAUGCCGUGCACACAUCACGACUGCAAUAUGACACUAUCAUCGAUCUAUGGGGUACCGGUCCCAACCGUCCUCCUAUUGAUACCCACCACCCAGCAGUGCGCACGCACCCAGUCACGAAGCUCAAAGCACUCAAUAUCAACCCUGGAUUUGUGACUGGAUUUGCGGAACUCAAGAAAGUUGAAUCUGACAAGGUUCUGGAUUUCUUGGCAUAUCAUAUCCACUCCGGUGACGACCAUUACGUUCGGUGGAAGUGGGCCGUUGGCAGUGUUGCUAUGUGGGACAAUCGGUGUACGCUCCAUCGAGUUAUACCCGGUAGCUACAAGGGGCCUAGAAGGGGUAUUCGGACGACUGUUUUCGGGGAGAAACCUUAUUUUGAUCCCGCUAGCGAGAGUCGUGCGGAGCGAAAGGCACGCGAAGAAAGGGAGGGCGAUGAAGGGGUUAUUCUAGUUUGA
Penicillium paradoxum is the source of this 1071-nucleotide messenger RNA. RefSeq names its product TauD/TfdA dioxygenase family protein. NCBI's taxonomy places the organism in Eukaryota, Fungi, Ascomycota, Eurotiomycetes, Eurotiales, Aspergillaceae. Gene Ontology annotation, molecular function: 2-oxoglutarate-dependent dioxygenase activity. The record is from RefSeq and is a predicted model, not a curated record. The transcript is spliced from 10 exons. Gene Ontology annotation, cellular component: cytoplasm. The coding region runs from base 1 to 1071 and encodes 356 amino acids.